AGCUUACCCCCUGCACUCACUGUAUUACCGAAUGUUAUCGAGAAGAGCCAGCGGACCGUCAUCGUGCACGGACUCGCGGACUUCAUGUACAUCGUUGUUUUCUGCAUUAUGGUUCCAGAGUUUGCGCCAGUAGUAAGUCUGACAGUGCUG
Messenger RNA from Suillus fuscotomentosus, 150 nucleotides. RefSeq lists its product as uncharacterized. The transcript has a single exon. The record is from RefSeq and is a predicted model, not a curated record. The annotation marks the transcript as partial. NCBI's taxonomy places the organism in Eukaryota, Fungi, Basidiomycota, Agaricomycetes, Boletales, Suillaceae.